CAACUGCCUUCGGUCCACUUCGACACUACCAGGAGUAGUCUCUCUCAGAGUGCUUUUUCUUUCUCAUUUCUCCUAGGGGCUUACUGCGGUUUUUAGUUUUUAUAUCAUUCUAACGAUUGCCUUCUCCCACCUCUCGCCGUAUAUACACUAGUCUUCCCCACCCACCUAUCGCCAUGUCGUCACGGAAGAAGGUAUUAUUGAAGGUGAUCAUUCUCGGCGAUAGUGGUGUCGGUAAAACGAGUUUGAUGAACCAAUAUGUCAACAAGAAAUUUAGUGCCAGCUAUAAGGCGACAAUUGGGGCCGAUUUUCUGACAAAGGAGGUUCUGGUGGACGACCGACUGGUGACGAUGCAGAUCUGGGAUACUGCAGGUCAAGAACGGUUUCAAUCUCUAGGCGUUGCAUUUUAUCGGGGAGCCGACUGCUGCGUUUUGGUUUACGACGUGAACAACUCCAAGAGUUUCGAGGCCCUCGACAGCUGGAGGGAUGAAUUCCUUAUCCAGGCAAGCCCUCGAGAUCCGGAGAGUUUUCCUUUUGUCGUGAUCGGUAACAAGGUCGAUGUAGAGGAGAAUAAACGAAUGAUCUCCUCGAAACGGGCCAUGACCUUUUCUCAAUCGAAGGGCAACAUUCCCUACUUCGAGACGAGUGCCAAGGAGGCUCUCAAUGUCGAACAAGCUUUCGAGGUCAUCGCCAGGAGCGCUCUUGCGCAAGAGGAAGCAGAAGAAUUCAAUGGUGAAUUCAGCGACCCGAUCAAUAUCCAUCUUGACAAUGAGCGCGAUGGCUGUGCCUGUUGAUACCC
Molecule: messenger RNA, 796 nt
Organism: Aspergillus ruber CBS 135680
Lineage: Eukaryota; Fungi; Ascomycota; Eurotiomycetes; Eurotiales; Aspergillaceae
Gene: rab7
Product: Rab family GTPase YPT7
Exons: 6
Coding region: 174-791 (205 amino acids)
Biological process (GO): regulation of vacuole fusion, non-autophagic
Cellular component (GO): fungal-type vacuole membrane; late endosome; phagocytic vesicle
Molecular function (GO): GTP binding; GTPase activity
Source: RefSeq, a predicted model, not a curated record